Messenger RNA from Clupea harengus (Atlantic herring), 4524 nucleotides. RefSeq names its product forkhead box O6 b (gene foxo6b). Gene Ontology annotation, molecular function: DNA-binding transcription factor activity, RNA polymerase II-specific; RNA polymerase II cis-regulatory region sequence-specific DNA binding. The record is from RefSeq and is a predicted model, not a curated record. Gene Ontology annotation, biological process: regulation of transcription by RNA polymerase II. NCBI's taxonomy places the organism in Eukaryota, Metazoa, Chordata, Actinopteri, Clupeiformes, Clupeidae. Gene Ontology annotation, cellular component: nucleus.
UUACUUUCACGGCGACGAAUUCACAGCAUUUUCUCGUAUAAAAGUAACCUACCAACCGAAUUCGCGACCUUACCUCCCCAAUGAAACUGCAUUAUGAAAAAUGCGCGUUCCCCCCUUGAAAAACCUGUUCUGGAGGGAGUGACUUGAAGCGCUGUCCAAUUAUCUGAUAGCACCAUUUAUUCAACGCUACACAGCGCCGUCACACCAUCCGCAACUCACAAACAAGGAUGAGCCAAUGUGGAGGGAAUGAUAAUUUGAAAAUAUAACCUGGACGGAGGGGGAAAAACGGGAAAAUUCAUUCAUGACAGGACAUCAACAGCAUGCGAUCAAACGAAAGUGCGCAACCCAAGGCGCUCCGCUUUUUUCGUCUGGAAUUCUGCGGCUCUAUAAAUGAUUCAUGCGACCCUAUUUCUGAGGGAGUAAUUGCGCUCGCGCUGUGUGUUACUAUCACUUAUGACUGCGUUCGAGUGAGCGCUUACGUGUAAAGCCGGUUACAAAUCUGCAGAGAAGAAGGAGAUCUCGAUACAUCUGAAACUGGAGAGAGAGUCCACGGAAAGUCUAUUGAUUGCGCUCUCUUCCUACGGGUUGGUGAAUUAAAUUCUCAAGCGUCUACAGGCGGGCCGUCUGUCAAGUCGUCUGUCAGAGCAAUCAACUGUUGCUGCUACCGAGUGAUUGAAGAGACGCGAUUUUUUCCCAAAGUGUUUGAUGUGGCAUUGAAUUUGGCAAGGUUCGAUGAUGGGUGCAAAUUAAAGCACCUCCGUUCUUUAUGGACACCCAACACACUCAAUGUGACGGCACUGUUCAAUUAACAUGGAAAACAAGACUAUUGUUCCUAUAGAUGCUUUGGUUACAUUUAAGUGUUCGGUUUUGAUACCGCAGACUAGGCAUACAGAAUGACCAGUCUCUCUAUAGCUGCCGGCGUUUUUGAUAUUGGCAUUCAUUUUUAUUUUGGGUUGUGACAGAAGGACGAUUGGACAUUUUUUAACAACCUAAGGCGACUGUUGGAUUUACAGCGAUUUUAUUUCUUUUGACCUUGCCAGUGAUCUAAAAUUCAGCGCAAAUGUUGAUGAUGGAGAACAACGGUAUGGAUGCGCAUCAGGUUGACACGGAUUUCGAGCCACAAAGCCGGCCACGGUCAUGCACCUGGCCGCUGCCGUGUCCAGAGGAUAUUCCGGGAGGCGAGGAGGAGAACCGGUGUCUACCCCUGGCGUCUGUGAAAGUGGAGCCGUAUAACGUGCCAGCAUGCAGAGGCGAGAGAAGCGGCGGAGCGCCGUCAGAGAUAAAGCACCCAGCCGGCGCCCCAGCCCCGAUCGCUGCCGCUCCAGCGUGCAUGUCCGGGGCUGCCCUCGAUGUAGCCGGCCAGCUGCGCAAAUCCAAAUCCUCGCGACGGAACGCAUGGGGCAAUCUUUCGUACGCGGACCUCAUUACGCGUGCAAUCGAAAGCACCCCAGAAAAACGACUCACUUUGUCCCAGAUUUACGAUUGGAUGGUCCGCUUUGUACCCUAUUUCAAGGAUAAAGGCGACAGCAAUAGCUCUGCUGGCUGGAAGAAUUCCAUUCGGCACAACCUGUCCUUGCACACUCGCUUCAUCCGGGUGCAGAACGAGGGGACGGGCAAGAGCUCCUGGUGGAUGCUGAACCCCGAAGGGGGCAAGAUGGGCAAGGGGCCCCGGCGACGGGCCGUCUCCAUGGACUCCAACGGCACCAAGUACCUCAAGUGCCGGGGGCGCGUCAGCAGGAAGCGGGCAGGGCAGGGCCCUGGAGGGGCGGGGGUCGGAGCCAGAGGCCUCGGAGCGGGGCCCGGCAUGCAGGGGUCCCCGGAACACGGCAGCCCGGCGGGGAAGGCUGGCAGCCUGGGGGUCGGGGGCGUCGGAAGCAUCGGGGGCGAGGAGUUUGACGCUUGGACGGACCUGCACUCCCGCACGAGCUCCUCGGCCUCCACGCUCAGCGGCUGCCUCUCGCCCAUCCUGGCUGAAGCGGAGCCUGACGAGCCGGAGGAGGGCGGGGGCGGCCUCUCCUGCUCCGCCUCGCCACGCCUCUAUCCCAGCCCCUCCAGCACCCGCUCGCCGGCCCUGGGCACCGGUGGGCACUGCCCCGCCGUGGAGCUGCCGCAGCUGGCCGACUUGACCGGUGCCAUCAGCCUAGACGAGGGCUUCUCCCAGGCCUCGCAGCUCAAGCGGGCCGGGUACCCCUACGCCAAGGGGGAGACGGCCUACUGUGGGUCCAUGUUCGGGCAGCCCUCCUUGGGCAUACUCAGGCACCACGCGCCCAUGCAGACCAUCCAGGAGAACAAGCAGGCCACCUUCCAGCGCCCCCUAAGGGGCUACUCAGAGAAUAACGCCCUGGAGAGCCUGCUGGCCGGGGGCCCGCAGUACUGCGGGAAAGACAUGGUGGUUGGCCAGCCGGGGGCAGGGGGACUGUCGCUUCUGGCACAGCAGUCUGGCGCCACCCUCGGCCAGAACCGCAGUCUAAAUAACAACAGCCAGAGUCACAAUCACAAUCACAACCCUAGCCAAUGUCACAGUCACGAACACGGUCACAAUCACCAGGGCCUCCACAACGGCCACAGCUCCGGCCACGAUCAGCCCCCCAGCAGUCAGCAGCACCAUCACAAUCACUCGCACAAUCAGCGCCUCAGCAGUCACCCCCACAAACACCACCCGGGACUGGACUACAGCCACCCGACUCACAAGCACCACCCGAGCCCCGCGCACGACUACACCCAGGCGCAUGACCCGACGCAGGGCCACAAGCUGAACCCGCAGGCCCAGGGCCACCAGGGGCACCAGGGGCACGGACAUGUCAUGCACGGGCCCCCCCAGCAGGCUGCGCUCUCGCCGCGGGUCAACAGCGACCUGCUGCAGCCCUACAGCCUCAAAACGCCCAGCCUGUACGUCCCGCAGCCGCAGCCGCCGCGCGCCCACCUGCCCCCCAACCCCGCUGGGGGGGUCAUGGACGUGCCGCAGGACCCCUGCCGGCUGGCUUCGGCGUUGCACCCUCGCCACCACCAGCCCUACCCUCUGCCGCAGCAGCAGGGCAUAGCCGACGCCUGGCAAGGGUACUACAGCAGCACUCAGCACCUCCAUCAGCACCCCCAUCACCAACACCAACAGCAACACGCUCAGCUUCACCAGCAGCAGCACUCCUCAUCCUCACAGCACACCGCCGCCGUCGCAGGUUACCACGGCAACCACGCUCACCACGGCAACAACGCCCACCACCACAACAACACCAACCGUCACCCCGGCGAUGGCUCCCUGGAGAUGGAGGCCAUUUCCGCCGGUGUCGGCGCCGCUGGCGGCAGCCUGGACUAUGACGUGGAGUCCAUCUUGCUCCACGACUUCAUGGACACGGAGGCCGUGGACUUCAACUUCGACGGCUCGCUGUCUCAGGGCGUGGGCAUCGGCAUGGGGAUUGGCAUGGGCAUGGGGGCGUUUGCCGGACCUCCCCAGACACACAACAGCCAGAGCUGGGUGCCCGGGUGAACCGGCAAAGGGGGGUGCUGAUCGCCACUGACGCUGAUGUGAUUUAAACAACAAAAAAUAAGCACUUACCCUAGAGGUGUGACCCUGGGGUGUAGGGGCAAUCCUGAGUUUGACUGCUUUGACUAUGAUUUCAUUUGUUCAGAAAAGACAUAAGCAAGGACUGAGAGCCAUGUCCUGGUCGUGUAAUGAUGAUUCUCAACCCAAUCUGCCCCUUUGUCUUUUGUUUUGUAACGUCCUCUGUGGUUUAGUGUCCCCCCUCCCUUCCCCUCUUCCCAACCACACACACACACCCACACACACACACACAGACACACACACACAGACAGACAGACACACACAGACAGACACACACAGAGUUACUGCCAACUGCUGUCCCCAUGGUUCACGUCCUUUAUUUAGUCCACAAUCCAUCUCGGAGUCCGACAUACUCGAGCACUUUACAUCAUCCAUUCAGGUGCAGCAACACAGAAAAUCAGAGGGAAGUCAAAAUGUCUGCCGGCCAAAGUUUAAUGUAUGCAAACGACUUUGUUGUCCUUCCUUUGAAAAAAGAAGAGCCUUGGUGUUUUUUUCCCCUCUCUCUCAUCCCUCAAGUUGAGGAUCAAACAACUGCAUAAAUAAGUAUCUGGGUGUAUGUGCUGUCAUGCUAUAUUUUGUAUAUGGUGUUGGUGAGAGGCAGGUGAGUGUGUGUGUGUGUGUGUGUGUGUGUGUGUGUGUGUGUGUGUGUGUGUGUGUGUGCAUUGGUGUUUUACGGGGACAUUCGUUCCAUACGGGGUCAGUUUGAGUUCCCCUACUUCCUGUGAGGAGUUAAUGUGGUGUCCCCCCAUUCAGGACAGUCAUCCAUCAGGUUCACUUCAACGCCGCUCCCAUUGAAAUUCAGCAUCUCCUCUUUAAUCUCCAAAGUAAUGCCACAGCAAUGCAUCACUAUUGCUAAUCGAACAUGGCGCCUACUGUGUGUGUGUGUGUGUGUGUGUGUGUGUGUGUGUGUGUGUGUGUGUGUGUUUUCUUCCUUCACCUCCGGACGCACUGGCUUAAUGUGUUUU